This is a messenger RNA of Tarenaya hassleriana, 1719 nucleotides long. RefSeq names its product protein SAD1/UNC-84 domain protein 1-like. Gene Ontology annotation, molecular function: protein-membrane adaptor activity. Gene Ontology annotation, cellular component: nuclear envelope. The record is from RefSeq and is a predicted model, not a curated record. Gene Ontology annotation, biological process: nuclear envelope organization. The coding region runs from base 172 to 1560 and encodes 462 amino acids. NCBI's taxonomy places the organism in Eukaryota, Viridiplantae, Streptophyta, Magnoliopsida, Brassicales, Cleomaceae. The transcript has 2 exons.
GUAAGGCAGUUUUUUCUUUCUUUCAGAUUUUGAUUUGAAAUUUGCAGAAACUCAGAUUUACCUCUUCGCAAAACCUCGCCAUUGUUGCUCAUUCUCAAUCUCCAUACCCUCUGUCUCGAUUAGGGUUUUGAAGAAGAUCAUUUCGCAAGUUCCUGUGGUCGAAUUCGAUCGAUGUCCGCAUCAACGGUGUCAAUCACUGCCCACACGGCGGCGACCGCUCGCCGGACGCCGGUUGUCGCCCGGGGUAAGAAGUCCAACCACGAUUUUCCGGAGAGAGAAUCCGUAGCAAAUGCUGGAGUCCGGGAAACCGCUGGUUCGAGCGGGGAUCUGAUCCGAGCCGAGGCCUUUGUGGAGAGAUCUCCGAGCAACUCGGUGCCGGUGGUCAGGAAGACGGACUCUGCCGCUACGGGGACCAAUGUCGCCGCUGCGCAGCGGCGGACGCGCAAGGGUGCGGCGCCGAAGCCGCCGGAGAAGACCCGGGGGAAGAGAGUGGUGAGGGUCUUCGCGAAGCAGCUUGCGGCUCUUUUGCUACUUGCCGGGUUGAUUCAAUUGACCAGGAAGGUGAUUCUGGGAGCUGGAAAUUCUCCGUCUUCUUCCAUUGGGUCAGAAAUCGUAUUAUCGGAAUUGGAGGCCCGAAUUGCGGAUGUGGAUGGGUUCGUGAAGACUGCAACAAAGAUGAUUCAGGUUCAGGUGGAAAUUCUCGACAAGAAGGUGGAUAGCGAGGCAAAGACAUUGAGGCAGACGAUCGAUGAAUCAAAUUCAGCGUUGCAGACUGAGUUGGAUAGGAUAGAUUCUAGGAGCGAGAGGUUAGAGAAGUCAGUUCAUGAACUAAAUGGUCAAACCUGGGUGUCCAAGGAUGAAAUGGAGAGGAUUUACGAGGAACUGAAGAAGGGUAAGGAUGAUGAAUCUGCUGAUAGUGACAUAAACCUCGAUGAACUGAGGGCUUAUGCUCGGGAAUUAGUGGAGAAAGAGCUUGAAAAACAUGCUGCAGAUGGUCUUGGCCGAGUGGACUAUGCCUUAGCGUCUGGUGGUGCUUUCGUGAUGAAGCAUUCAGACCCUUAUCUGGUUGGAAAAGGGAGUAAUUGGUUUGGAACUAACCGGGUCCAUAGCAAUGCCAUUAAAAUGCUAUCUCCUAGUUUAGGAGAGCCGGGGCAGUGUUUCCCUUUGAAAGGAAGCAAUGGCUAUGUUCAAGUCAAGCUAAGGGCACCGAUCAUGCCAGAGGCUAUCACGUUGGAGCAUGUUGCUAAGAGUGUUGCUUAUGACAGGUCGAGUGCUCCCAAGGACUGCCGGGUAAUGGGAUGGUUCCAAGGUCAGGACAUGGAGCCUGCAGCUGAAACCGAGAAGAUGUUCCUUCUGACAGAGUUCACUUAUGACUUAGACAAGUCGAACGCUCAGACAUUCGAGGUUGUGGACUCGGCUCGUUCGGGCAUUAUUGAUACUGUCAGACUGGACUUCAAGUCCAACCACGGAAACGCAUUCCACACUUGCAUCUACCGGUUCAGAGUCCACGGCCGUGAAACAGAGGGCGUCUCCUUCUCGCCAACGAGGGUCUGGGCUUGAUUACAAAAACUCUCCAGGUACCCUUUUGUAACAUUCUUUCCAUCUACCUCUCUCUCUGUUUUGAAUUAUCGAUUCUGUGAUUACCUUUCUUGUUUUUUGAUGGGAUUAGGCAACACAAACGAGUUUCUUUUUAUAAAUUGCCCAAAUUUAUUGAAACUA